AUGUACAUGUACUCAAAGGUAAGAUAUUUGUAAUUUUAUUUGUCAUUUGAUUUUCAAUGCAUGUUGAACAAUUUUUCAAUAUCUCCAAUAACCUUCUCCACUAUCUCUAAACAAACCGAGCUGCAUUUCCUUACUGUAGCUCAGUGAAAUUGCAUUUAACCUAAAUGAUUGCGUUUUAGAAUACUGUUAUAUAAUUGCAUUAUCAUUAUAUUACUUUAUUAUCAGCUGUAUGCAUUUGGCCAUGGUAUCCUAGCAGAACGUCUAUUGCUCACUGAACAUGGCAGAGAUUCAGAAGGCUACUACAGUAACCUGGCUAGUCUUGACCUUUAGAGUCCAGCUCUGUCCUCGGCUAUCUAUUUGCUCCUAUAAAUAAAGCAUUAGUUGAAUGUUGAGUUGUAUGGGACUAAUUGAGCAGGUGAAUAUUAAUUUGGCUAUCCUGUGAUGCCUUGUCCCAUGCCCUUUAAGGAGGCAGAGUUGUGCUGUAAUUGGUCUGAUUUUUAACCCAUGAUGUUCUGAGAGGUUAAGGGGUCACUGUUUCCAUCCCCAGGCACAUAUUACCUAAUAUGCUGGUGUAGCUGGUUUUGUGUGUGUGUGUGUGUGUGUGUAUGUGUAUUUACCUGUGUUUUUGUGGUGUGUGGGGGGUCUUGGGUACAUUGGUGCCCUGCUGCAGGAAGAGGUGUGUGUGUAUUGUGUGGCGAAGGUUAGUGGUUAAGUGCCUUGUUCGAGGGCACAACGCCCUGGGAUUUGAACCGGCAACCCUUCGGUUAAAGGCCAGCUUCUCUAACUUCAAGGCUACUGCUGCCCCCUAUUGAUGAUAAGGUAGAACAAUGAAAAACAUUGGUGUGUAUGGGUUCUGAUAUCCCAUUUCAUUGAACGAUAGAAUGAGAGUAAGGUAGGACAGAUGAUGACCUUACCGCUUGACUGGAGUGGACUUUGAUGACUAAGGGAUACCGCUUGUUCCCCCCAUUACAGAGACAUAAAGUGUCAGGAAGAGUAGAAAAUUAGAGUUCAUGUAUGAGAGAGGGGCAAGGGGGGUUAUGUGUGGGGUUAUCAAAUCGUAGCCCUCAAACACAGCAUGAAAUCUGUAAUGGGAAAAUCAACCCCCUGACUCUGGUGUAAUUGGAUUUUACAGGGACUCAUGCUAAAUCAGAGAGCUGUAGGUAGGUAGCACAAAGCUUGUUAAGGCUAGACAAGCCUCACCACAGGCUAGAUGGGCAGGGUGCACAGGACGUGUGGUGUGAUUGUGAAUAUAUGGGUGGGUGUUUGGUAGGGAGAAAAUGAACUGCUCAAAAUGGUUCAGUGUUUCCCAUAAAUUACCUUAAAAGUUACAGUAGUCUCUGGGAAUGUAAGCCUCUAUGUAACAUUGUUUGGAAAGAAUAUAACUUAAGUUGAUAUGGUGGGAGUCAAGUUAUCUCUUCUGUUUUAAUUUUCAGUAGUGGCUAAAAUGUAUGUUCUUUGUUUUGAAUGUCUCCUCUCUGUUUAAUCAGUGUGGCUGUAAUGCAAGAUGCCUAUGUUAAUGUUUACAGGAUGCUCAACUUUACAUUUUAAACAGUCAGAAUGAGAGGGCAAUGUUAUGCUUCCCACAAGCCUGUCACAACCCAACACAUUACUUAGUACUAAUCUACAAGAUAGGGAAGGUGGUCAUCAAUACUUCGUUUUUUCUUCAUCUUAAAUAAUCGUUCUGGAUAACAAUGUUAUUUAUGGUUAGUUAAAUCAUGUAUGAUCUGUUUGAAUGAAAAUGAGAACAAACUUGAUAUAUAUUGUUUAAAGAUGACAGGGAAAGCCAGCAUAGUACUGUAUGUCCCUCUUACUGCAGCACAGGCUGGUAUUGACAGCAGCUUUAAGAUGCACUGAGAGGACAAUAGUUUCAUCCCAACAGGCCCGUUACUGUAGCUUCACCUUGGUAUUUAUGAGUGGUUUGUAAUUAGUCAGAAAUGUAUCUGCCUAAUCAAAGAUCAGUAACACAAUACCUGCACUGUAAUUUUGUGUGAGGAGGAGGACGAGGAUGAGGAGGGGGGCUUGGAGCAGAUAGAGUUUCUGCAUCCUUGUGUUAUACACACACUGACGCACGCAAGCCUGCACACAUACACACACUGUAUGUGUCAGUGGACACUCAGGUGAAGCACUGAAUGAGACUUUCCUGCCUAGGCUUCAUGAAUGAUUAACUAUCUUAGAGCUUCCAGAGCCAACUAACUCAGUAUGGUCUCAGUAUGGACAGGACCGGAGUGACACUCCAGCAGGAAGUACUAGUCCACACUGAGACACUCCCCACGAACCGCUCCCCAGAACCUGGCCAGUUCUUUCAGAGAGCAUGUGAGUCAGAGGGACAGAGGAAAGCAGUGUGACAGUGAGGUGAUACGGUCAAAGGGACAUACCUGUGUCUGAGUCGCCAGAGGCUAAAAGUGGCUCUAGAAUGAGAGGACUGCUCGGUUGCUAGAACAGCCCCAGGACGAGAGUUCCCCUUUACUGUGAACUCGGGGACGAUAGUUGGAAGUUGUUUGAUCCAUUACAAGACCUAUUCAACCAUGACUCACAUGGCUUUGGAGAUGAGUGAGGUAAUUCUGCAGUGUGUGUUUUUUUGUGUGUCUGUGUGCUUCCCCUCUGUUUGAUAGAACGGCAUAUUGAUAAAGUCGCACAUGCAAAAAUGACUGUUCCCCAAUGUUAUUUUACUUUUUAAUUUUUUGUCAUUUAGCAGACCCUUUUAUCCAGAGCGACUUACAGGAGCAAUUAGGGUUAAGUGCCUUGCUCACCACUUAUGAAGACCACCAUCUAAAGCUUCAACCUUUGCCAGACUCUUUUAAAUAUCUAAUACAGUGGUAAAAUACAUACUGUAUACAGUAUUGUUUUCUACCACAUUAUAGUAUGCUGUAUUUGAUCUCUAUAAUUUAAGCUAUAUAAAGGGACCAUUGUAGGAUGAGAUACAGAACCGUGACGCUCAGGUUUCUCUGGACACCUGGAGCCCCCUAAACAUGUGUGUGUUGCCCUGGGUGAUGUGUGGUGUCAGUCUGUGGCCCAUGAGAAGUGCUCUCUUUCAGGAGCCUAAUGGCCACUUUGUGACAGAGUAACAGGAUCCUGUCCCAAAGUGGGGAGCCUGGGACAAUCCGCUUUAGCCUGCCAUUAAAUGUAGGUGUCUUGUUGUUCAUUUUCCACCUUUGCUUGUGUCAUUCCUCUCUAUCCACAUCUAUUUCUAUCCCCUUAACCCUUGUAAUUCAGCCCCUAUUUGUGCUCCCAGACACCUCUCUCUCUCUCUCCUAGUCUCUCUCUGAUAGGCUCUCUCUCUAUCUCUCUCUCUCUCUCUUCUCUCUCUAUCUCCUCUCUCUCUCUCUCUCUCUCUCCUCUCUCUCUCUCUCUCUCUCUCUCUCUCUCUCUCUCUCUCUCUCUCUCUCUCACACAUCCCUCUCCAUCCCUCUCUCUCCAAAUCCCUCUCUCUCUAUCUCCAUACCUCUCUCCACAUCCCUCAAACCGGACGCAGUUGCCAUCUUAAGUGGAGGUCCAAUUCACAAACGUUGCCCCCUCGUCCCUCGAUUUAGCUUGACGGAGCGAGUGAAGAACUUUGAUCACUUGUGGAGUUGAUAUGGAAUUCUGAAAUGUAUUGGAAUAAAUGACCAAACUAUAAAACUAGCUUGCCAGCUAUGGGUAGCUAACUACCUGACAGGAGUGCUAGCUAGCUACGUUAGCUUGCUAGGUACAUUAAUAGCUAUAGUUUUUUUCCCCACGAAGGACGUUGCCUCUCCAAACAUCACUCUCCCUCGCUUGGGCAAGGGAUGUUUAAGGUACACUCGGAUGUGACGAUAUAAAACGCCAUUCAAGGGCUGAGGGUUUAGGGCCGAAGGCUGUCUACUUUGAGUUUGGACUGCAGCCCUGGAGUUAUUUUCUUAUCUGCCGAGUGUUCUCCUCAGCUCAGAUUCCCCCUGAAUGGCUGUAGUCUCUGCCUUACGCUCUGAGGCGUACCACCGGCCUGCCCAUCCUAAUACCAACAGAGCACCAACACAUGGGCAGAGCGCCAGGGGCAGGCCUGGCAUGCAGCAAUACCACUCAGAGCAAUUGUCUCUGCUCAGUAUUUUAGGCCUGGAACAGGGUGGUCAGGUGUACUAGGGAAGUAGUGUGCAAACUUGAUAUCAAUUUGGAAAGAACCUUGGCAAUAUAGGAAAUAAUAAAUGUAAUGUGUAUAAUUUAAUGGUCCUUCUGUUGUCAACGCUUUAAGAGUGUGUCAAACACAAGUGUAAAGAGAAACUCUUUCUCACACAAGCAUGUAUGUGCGUACUCGCACACACAGAGAGAGAGAGAAUGGAAUGUCAAGACAUUUUCACUUUCAAUGUGGAUAAGAAGGCUCCAGUUCCCAAGUUUAUGGUAAGGAGGGGAGAAAGGGAGGUUCUGUAUUGUCAGAUUGAUUCUGACAUCUCAAAUGGGGAGCCUUCAAUGAUAUUGUUCACCUGUCUCAUUGGUUUAAUAUGAUGAUGGGCUGGGAGGAGAUCGGAGGGAGAGAUGGUGGAGGGGAGGAGAGUGCAAAAUAAAGAGUGGCUCAAAGGUGGGAGAAAUCAACCCCCCACCCCUUCCACAUCCCUAACCCAGUUACCCACCUUCCUUGAGGAUCAGAAUAACAAUUCGAUAGUAAUGAAAUCAGAAGACUAAAAAAGAUAUUCCAUUGUUUUCUUCCACAUGAUAACUAUAGGUGUCAUAGCUCAACAAGUCUGAGACCAUUACUUCUCCUUAUAGUCGGCUCAUUGUCAUAUUAAAUACUUGCUUUUGGGUUCACAGAUUAGACAAAUACACCCCCCCCCCCCCCCCACCACCACCCAACCCUCACCCACACCCCCUGUUGCGCUUUCUCUUGCUCUGUCGUUCCCCUCAGCAUUGCCCUCCUUGCAGUAAAUAGGCCAAAUCUCUUUUGUGUUUUGACUGCCGAGUGUGAAAUUGACUGUGACGUUGAAUGUUUUCUAAUGAAUAAUUACUAAAUAGACAUACUGGCUGAAUGUGUGGAAUGGAUUGUAGACUGCUCUUUAAAAAGGUUUCCGCCUUCUUAUUCACAUGACCAAAAAUGCUUUUCACAUGCAAGAUGGAUGGGAGGGGCAAUGUGUGAUAAUUGUAUACAAAUUAUGAUCUUUUAAUGGAUGUUUUCUCAACUUUACAGAAAAUUGAAAAAGCCUUUUCAGUGUUGCAAAGCUGGCAACCAUGUAAGAUGUGACGGGUUGCUGUGCCAGGCUAGGGAGAGGGUAGGAGAGUGGGGGUUGGAAGAGGACGUUUUUUAAUUUUUCUUAGAGUAGUGGAUUGAAGAUGUUUUUAGCACUCCUCUGCCCCCCUGUGUUCUCAGAAAUAUAUCCUGGAGGGCUAGAGUUUUAGGCAGCUUUAGCCUUCUAUGUCUUCUGGUAGCAUGGUGGGGGUCUGGGUGUGAGCCUUUGGACCAUGAGCUUUCAAAUCAUGCCCGUACAUUUACCACAAGGCUCCUAUAGUAAACUAUUCACUGUAGCUCAUUGUAGCUUAGAAGAUACACAUACAGCGCUGAGAGAGUACAUAUUUUUAUCACGUUAAGAACUCGUGCAUUUGUGUGUUCACCCACUAGGCACACACUGGUUGAAUCAACGUUGUUUCAGCGUCAUUUGUCAACCUAUUAUGACGUGGAAUCUACGUGGAAAAUACAUUUGAAUUUGAAAAAAGUAAUAAACCAGUACUGUUUUCAUCUAAUUCAAAUCAAGUCAAAUUUUAUUUGUCACAUGCGCCGAAUACAACAGGUGUAGACCUUACCGUGAAAUACUUACUUACAAGCCCUUAACCAACAAUGCAGUUUUAAGAAAAUAGAGUUAAGACAAUAUUUACUAAAUAAAAUAAAGUAAAAUAAAUAAAUAUUGAUUACACAAUAGAAUAACAAUAACGAGGCUAUAUACAGGGGGUACCGGUACCGAGUCAAUGUGCGGGGGUACAGGUUAGUCGAGGUAAUUUGUACAUGUAGGUAGGGGUAAAGUGACUAUGCAUAGAUAAUAAACAGCGAGUAGCAGCAGUGUAAAAACAAAAGGAGGGGGUCAAUGUAAAUAGUCUGGGUGGCUAUUUGAUUAAUUGUUCAGCAGUCUGACACCGCUUAGUAUAUAGGUCCUGGAUGGCAGGAAGCUUGGCCCCAGUGAUGUACUGGGCUGUACGCACUACCCUCUGUAGCGCCUUACGGUCAGAUGCCGAGCAGUUGCUAUACCAGGUGGUGAUGCAACCGUUCAGGAUGCUCUCGAUGGUGCAGCUGUAUAACUUUUUGAGGAUCUGGGGACACAUGCCAAAUCUUUUCAGUGUCCUGAGGGGGGAAAGUCAUUGUCGUGCCCUCUUCACGACUUUCUUGGUGUGUUUGGACCAUGAUAGUUUGUUGGUGAUGUGGACACCAAGGAACUUGAAACUCUCGACCCGCUCCCCUACAGCCCCGUCAAUGGGGGCGUGUUCGGCCCUCCUUUUCCUGAAGUCCACGAUCUUCUCCUUUGUCUUGCUCACGUUGAGGGAGAGGUUGUUGUCCUGGCACCACACUGCCAGGUCUCUGACCUCCUCCCUAUAGGCUGUCUCAUUGUUGUUGGUGAUCAGGCCUACCACCGUUGUGUCGUCAGCAAACUUAAUGAUGGAGUUGGAGUCGUGCUUGCCACGCAGUCGUUGGUGAACAGGGAGUACAGGAGGGGACUAAGAACGCACCCCUGAGGGGCCCCCGUGUUGAGGAUCAGCGUGGCAGAUGUGUUGUUGCCUACCCUUACCACCCGGGGGCGGCCCGUCAGGAAGUCCAGGAUCUAGUUGCAGAGGGAGCUGUUUAGUCCCAGGGUCCUUAGUGAUGAGCUUUGUGGGCACUAUGGUGUUGAACACUGAGCUGUGGUCAAUGAACAGCAUUCUCACAUAGGUGUUCCUUUUGUCCAGGUGGGAAAGGGCAGUGUGGAGUGCGAUUCAAAUUGCGUCAUCUGUGGAUCUGUUGGGGCGGUAUGCGAAUUGGAGUGGGUCUAGGGUUUCCGGGAUGAUGGUGUUGAUGUGAGCCAUGACCAGUCUUUCAAAGCACUUCAUGGCUAUCGACGUGAGUGCUACGGGGGGGUAGUCAUUUAGUCUGGUUACCCUCGCUUUCUUGGGCACAGGGACUAUGGUGGUCUGCUUGAAACAUGUAGGUAUUACAGACUCGGUCAGGGAGAGGUUGAAAAUGUCAGUGAAGACACUUGCCAGUUGGUCCGCGCAUGCUCUGAGUACACGUCCUGGUAAUCCGUCUGGCACCGCGGCCUUGUGAAUGUUGACCUGUUUAAAGGUCUUGCUCACAUCAGCUAUGGAGAGCGUGAUCACACAGUCGUCCAGAACAGCUGGUGCUCUCAUGCAUGCUUCAGUGUUGCUUGCCUCGAAGCGAGCAUAAAAGGCAUUUAGUCCGUCUGGUAGGCUUGCGUCACUGGGCAGCUCACGGCUGGGUUUCCCUUUGUAGUCUGUAACAGUUUGCAAGCCCUGCCACAUCCGACGAGCGUCAGAGCCGGUGUAGUAGGAUUCAAUCUUAGUCCUGUUUUGAUGCUUUGCCUGUUUGAUGGUUCGUCUGAGGGCAUAGCGGGAUUUCUUAUAAGUGUCCGGAUUAGUGUCCCGCUCCUUGAAAGGGGCAGCUCUAGCCUUUAGCUCAGUACGAUUGUUGCCUGUAAUCCAUGGCUUCUGGUUGGGAUAUGUACGUACGGUCACUCUGGGGACGACGUUGUCGAUGCACUUAUUGAUGAAGCCGGUGACUGAGGUGGUAUUCUCCUCAAUGCCAUUGGAUGAAUCCCGGAACACAUUCCAGUCUGUGCUAGCAAAACAGUCCUGUAGCAUAGCAUCUGCGUCAUCUGACCACUUCCAUAUUGAGCGAGUCACUGGUACUUCCUGCUUUAGUUUUUGCUUGUAAGCAGGAAUCAGGAGGAUAUAAUUAUGGUCAGAUUUUCCAAAUGGAGGACGAGGGAGAGCUUUGUAUGGAGUAAAGGUGGUCUAGAGUUUCUUUUCCUCUGGUUGCACAUGACAUGCUGGUAGAAAUGAGGUCAAACGGAUUUAAGGUUGCCUGCAUUAAAGUCCCCGGACACUAGGAGUGCCACUUCUGGGUGAGCAUUUUCUUAUGGCCUUAUACAGCUCGUUGAGUGCGGUCUUAGUGCCAGCGUCAGUUUGUGGUGGUAAAUAGACGGCUACGAAAAAUAUAGAUGAAAACUUUCUUGGUAGAUAGUGUGGUGUACAGCUUAUCAUGAGCUACUCUACCUCAGGCGAGCAAUACCUUGAGACUACCUUAAUAUUAGACAUUAGGGUAAAACUUAAACUUAAAUACAUGAACUUAACCUGACUAACUGGUUGUUACAUCAAUCUUAUUUUAACAUAAUCAUCAGAACUAUGUAUACAUUGAAAUUGCAUUGAAAAUUCCACAUACAGUAUAAAUGUAAAACAUAUUUUUCAUCCUAUGUUCAAUAUACAUUAUAUAUACAAAAGUAUGUGGACACCCCUUUAAAUUAGUGGAUUCGGCUAUUUCAGCCACACCCAUUGCUGACAGGUGUAUAACAUCGAGCACACAGCCAUGCAAUCUCCAUAGACAAACAUUGACAGUAGAAUGGCCUUACUGAAGAGCUCAGUGACUUUCAACGUGGCACCGUCAUAGGAUGCCACCUUUCCAACAAGUCAGUUCGUCAAAUUUCUGCCCUGCUAGAGCUGCCCCGGUCAACUGUAAGUGCUGUUAUUGUGAAGUGGAAACAUCUAGGAGAAACAGUGGUAGGCCACACAGGGACCGCCUAGUCCUGAAGUGCGUAGCGCGUAAAAAUUGUCUGUCCUCGGUUGCAACACUCACCACUGAGUUCCAAACUGCUUCUGGAAGCAAUGUCAGCACAAUAACUGUUUGUCAGGAGCUUCAUGAAAUGGGUUUUAAUGGCCGAGCAGCCACACACAAGCCUAAGAUCACCAUGCGCAAUGCCAAGCGUCUGCUGGAGUGGUGUAAAGCUCACCGCCAUUGGAUUCUGUGCUUCCAACUUUGUGGCAACAAUUUGGUGAAGGCCCUUUCCUGUUUUAGUAUAACAAUGCCCCCUUGCACAAAGCGAGGUCCAUACAGAAAUGGUUUGUUGAGAUCGGUGUGUAAGAACUUGACUGGCCUGCACAGAGCCCUGACCUCAACCCCAACGAACACCUUUGGGAUGAAUUGGAACGCCGACUGCGAGCCAGGCGUAAUCGGCCAACAUCAGUGCCCGACCUCACUAAUGCUCUUGUGGGUGAAUGGAAGCAAGUCCCCGCAGCAAUGUUCCAACAUCUAGUGGAAAGCCUUCCCAGAAGAGUGGAGGCAGUUAUAGCAGCAAAGGGGGAACCAACUCCAUAUUAAUGCCCAUGAUUUUGGAAUGAGAUGUUCGACGAGCAAGUGUCCACAUACUUUUGGUCAUGUAGUGUAUAUAUAUAUAUAUAUAUAUAUUAUCCAAGCAGAAGAUACAUCUCCUUCAAAUGUUGAUAUGUUUUUGCGUUCACAAUUCAAUAUCCAGUUUGUCUACAAAUUAAUGAUAGCAAAUGUAAUCUAGAAGUUAUUAAUAUGUUGGAUUCACAUCUCUAUCUCAACCAAAGAUCUAAGAAUACCACUAAAUCAAAUCAAACUUUAAAUGCACUUCAAAUAAAGUUUGAUUUGAUUUAGUCCUAUUCUUCAACUUUGAUUUUUGGUUGAGAUGGAGAUGUGAAUCCAACAUAUUAAUAACUUCUAGAUUACAUUUGCUAUCAACCAACCAUCCUUUAUAUAAAAUACAUGGAAGUGCAUUACCCAUCAUAUACCAGUAGGAGUCAUUGUUCAGGCAGGAAUCGUUGGACUGUGGCUUCACAUUUUAUUUCAAUAUACAGUACCUCUUUAUUUAGGUUGAUGGCAUAACGUUGAAACAAUGACAUUGAUUCAAACAUACAGUACCAUUUUACUAUCAACAUUGAAACAAGGUCAAAUAAAAUAUGUCUGAUAUACGACAUUUCAAUGUAUACAUAGUUCUGAUGAUUAUGUUGAAAUUAUAUUGAUAUAAGAAUCUGUUAGUCAGGUUAAGGCAUUGUAUUUAAGUUGAAGUUUUACCCUAAUUUCAAUGUUUACAACGCUGGUUGAAAUUAGAUGAAAACAGUACUGGUUGAUUACGUUUUUCAAAUCCAAAUGUGUUUCCGCGUAGACUCCACGUCACAAUAGGUUGACAAAUGACGUUGAAACAAUGUUGAUUCAACCAGUGUGUGCCCAGAGGGAAGCCUGUCCUUCAUUCUUUCCCUAAGGAAAUGGCAUCAUGAAGGCACAAUGAAAACAACAAAAGAAGUGAUGAAUUGCCUUGUGCGUUGGUGCCCUUGGGCCAUCUUCCACCCGGUAACUGGGACUGGUAGUGUUGCUUUCCUGUAAGAAGGGCUGAAAAUAGCCCUGUUUCCCCUAAAAAUAAGAAUCCAAAGGGGGAUUGCCAUACAGUGCUUUGCUGAGCAGGACAAGAAGGAGGUCAUUUGGUGUAUAGGCAUUUGGAGAGAGAGAGUAGCCAUCGAACUUUACUGUAAUGUUACAUGUAGCAGUUUUUCACCUUUAUGUCAUAAGUAAGCUGAUGUCAUAAGUAAGCUGAUGUCAUAAGACUUAGACAUUAAUAAAUACAUGACUCCACACACACACAUCAUUUCUGCUUCCUUUCUCGCUCACUUUUUGCAUUAUUGAUGGCUUCCUAUUGGUGGAAAUGGAGGGGGCAAUAUGUCAAUGUUUCCUUCCAUACGGUCCUUUCCCUUAAAUAAACCCAGAUGUUCAGUAUAAAAAGGGAUUGGAGCUCACAGCAGUCUGAGACUGAGGAUUUCCACUCAUGGUAGGGACUUUGAUAUGCAUUACUUUGAACAUCUUUGUAAAAAAAAGUAUAUUAUAUAUAUGUUAAGCUACAUUUUGUGUAUGGCAAUGUUUAAGCUGUACCUCAGGGGUCUCCAACCCUGUUCCUGAAGAGCUACCCUCCUGGAGGUUUUCGCUCCAACCCCAGUUUUAACUCACCCGAUUCAGCAUAUCAAUCAGCUAAUUAUUAGAAUCAGGUGUGCUAGAUUAGGGUUGGAGCGAAAACUUACAGGACAGUAGCUCUCCAGGAAGAGGGAUAUCAUGGGACCAGGUUAACUUGGCACUGUUGUGAGCCAAGCCGGUAGAGCAUUCAAAUAUUUUGGAUGGUACUUUCAUAGCACUGUAAUUAAGGACUGAUAAUGUUACCUGAUGCAUAUUGUGGUCCAAGAGCUCAUUUGUUUGGGAUACAAAACUUCAGCAACAAUUGGAUUUUCAUAACGGUAAACUGUGGCUUCUGUUCAGUAUAUAAAUUAUGGAAGCACAAUAGUAUUGUAAAUUACACAUUAUUAAUGCCGUCAUAGGGAUAGCAUUAUUAGCAUUUCUAAGAGUAGAUUUCAGUGCAACAGCUUUAGAGUUGGUCUGUGUUUUAACCCUGCUGUUGGGGGAAAUGACAGGGUGGAGUCUGCACUAUAUUUGUGUGGGGAGGGGGACGUGUGUAUCCUCUGUCAACAGUGACAAGAGACUGAUUGCUCCUUGAAGAACAUGGAAGCAGAUUAGAUAUGAAUGCCUGAACUGAACUCCUAUCGGUCAUGUGCUGGGGAUAUGGUCAAGGCCCCCACGUACGACAGAGAUGAGUAGCUUCGCAAAGCCGCCUGAUCCCGCAAGCUUACAUUAAACCCUGCGCGGAUAUCCAUGUAGUGUUUAAUGUAAGCUUGCGGGAUCAGACGUCUUUGCGAGGCAAAGAGAUGAGGACAAGUUGAGAGGAAAUUAAUUGGUUUAGGGCAAGAUUUCCUCUGUAUUUGUGUCUGUGAGCACUGCGUGGCACGGCGUCAGACCUGACAGAUGUAGAUAACUACAAGGAAAACAGAACACAGAGGGACAUGAGUCCUUAGGCAGUGAAAAGUUCCUUGAGUUAUUGCUGUAAAAACAUAGUGUAUUUUUUCUCUGAAAGAAAUACAGCAGAUAAAUGAUUUGUAAUCUGGUUGUCGUAAAUCAUUUACAGCUGUCAUGUCCGGAUGAGAUUUGUGACAGUGUUGUUGUGUUGUGCUUCGGGGGUAUUUGCAUUUAAGAUAUCAAUGUAACCAUCCUGGACCCUGUCUCUGAUUGGUCAGAGCCUGGAGGAGCGCUGUAACCGGAUCCUCCGGGACAUGGAGGGCUCCCUUACAGCCCGGGAUCGCGUGGGCAUCCAGGAUUUCGUUUUGCUGGACGCCUACACCAGUGAGAGUGCCUUCCUGGACAACUUGAGGAAACGCUUCCACGAGAACCUCAUUUACGUGAGUCCAUCCCCUACACACAGUCCAGAGAUAUCACAUUGCCUUCCUCUCAGCCAAAAAGCCACCCUAACUCAAGACCGCAAGGUGCCAGGGAAAACAGUGUUUGUCCCCUAAUUGAACUGGCACUUUGCUCUGCUGAAACAGCAGCUACUGUGCUGUACCUACAGCUACAGGGUGAGCUACUUUACUUUCUGAAAGGUCAUGUCUGAUCAUUACUCAUACAGAUAACAAGUACACUACAUUCUCGUUGCACCCAUGCAGAGGCAUCCAUCUCUCAUAAUGUUAAUUCUAAUACAUUUCCCACAGACCUACAUUGGUACGCUCCUAGUGUCAGUCAAUCCCUACAAAGAUCUGGGAAUCUACACCAAGAAGCAGAUGGACAUUUACAUGGGAGUGAACUUUUUUGAGCUUCCACCUCAUAUGUAAGUUGCAUUUGUGUGCAUGUACUGUAUAACGUGUGUUUGCUUGUAUGUGUGCGCAACAAGAUAUGCUAUACAGUCCUGCCUAUCUAUCUACAGGAUAUUCAUCAGCAGUGUUAUUGAACUUCUCCUUCAUUGCCCUUCCUUUCAGCUACGCCCUGGCAGACAAUGUCUACCGCACCAUGUUAACAGAGACCAACAACCACUUCAUCCUGAUCUCAGGGGAGAGUGGGGCUGGGAAGACGGAGGCCUCCAAGAAGAUCCUGCAGUUCUACGCUGUCAGCUGCCCCAGUACCAAACUGCUGGACAACGUCCGAGACCGACUGCUGCUCUCCAACCCUGUGCUUGAGGUGAGUACCAUAGUAAAGCAUACGUGAUGACAUGAGAAAUUAGCAUUAUGUUUGCACACUGCCAUGUACAAAUACAAUGACUGAUAAUACAGUCUGUACCUCUCUCAGGCUUUUGGAAAUGCCAAAACCCUGAAGAAUGACAACUCAAGCCGCUUUGGGAAGUACAUGGACAUUCAGUUUGAUCACGUGGUAAGUGCCAAGAGGUUGAGCACAGAAUUUCCAUCAAAAAUCAGCACAUCAAUGACUGUUAGAUCUUUAAUGGUCUGUACUCCCCCUAGGGGGGAGCUGUUGGUGGCCACAUCCUCAGUUAUCUACUGGAGAAGUCCCGGGUGGUGCAUCAGAACCAUGGAGAGAGAAACUUCCACAUCUUCUACCAGCUAGUGGAGGGAGGAGAGGAGGACAUGCUACACUGGCUGGGUCUGGAGAGGAACUGUCAACACUACAGCUACCUGGUAAAGGUGGGAGAGGUAACCUAUCAACACUACAGCUACCUGGUACAGGUGGAGGAGGUAACCUAUCAACACUACAGUUACCUGGUAAAGGUGGGAGAGGUAACCCAUCAACACUAUAGCUACCUGGUAAAGGUGGGAGAGGUAACCUAUCAACACUACAGCUACCUGGUACAGGUGAGAGAGGUAACCUAUCAACACUACAGUUACCUGGUACAGGUGAGAGAGGUAACCUAUCAACACUACAGUUACCUGGUAAAGGUGGGAGAGGUAACCCAUCAACACUACAGCUACCUGGUAAAGGUGAGAGAGGUAACCCAUCAACACUACAGCUACCUGGUAAAGGUGAGAGAGGUAACCUAUCAACACUACAGCUACUUGGUAAAGGUGGGAGAGGUAACCUAUCAACACUACAGCUACCUGGUAAAGGUGAGAGAGGUAACCUAUCAACACUACAGCUACUUGGUAAAGGUGGGAGAGGUAACCUAUCAACACUACAGCUACCUGGUAAAGGUGGGAGAGGUAACCUAUCAACACUACAGCUACCUGGUACAGGUGGGAGAGGUAACCUAUCAACACUACAGCUACCUGGUACAGGUGGGAGAGGUAACCUAUCAACACUAUAGCUACCUGGUACAGGUGAGAGAGGUAACCUAUCAACACUACAGCUACCUGGUAAAGGUGAGAGAGGUAACCUAUCAACACUACAGCUACCUGGUAAGGUGGGAGAGGUAACCUAUCAACACUAUAGCUACCUGGUACAGGUGGGAGAGGUAACCUAUCAACACUACAGCUACCUGGUAAAGGUGGGAGAGGUAACCUAUCAACACUACAGCUACCUGGUAAAGGUGGGAGAGGUAACCUAUCAACACUACAGCUACCUGGUAAAGGUGAGAGAGGUAACCUAUCAACACUACAGCUACUUGGUAAAGGUGGGAGAGGUAACCUAUCAACACUACAGCUACCUGGUAAAGGUGAGAGAGGUAACCUAUCAACACUACAGCUACCUGGUAAAGGUGAGAGAGGUAACCUAUCAACACUACAGCUACCUGGUACAGGUGAGAGAGGUAACCUAUCAACACUACAGCUACCUGGUACCGGUGGGAGAGGUAACCUAUCAACACUACAGCUACCUGGUACAGGUGGGAGAGGUAACCUAUCAACACUACAGCUACCUGGUAAAGGUGGGAGAGGUAACCUAUCAACACUACAGCUACCUGGUAAAGGUGGGAGAGGUAACCUAUCAACACUACAGCUACCUGGUAAAGGUGGGAGAGGUAACCUAUCAACACUACAGCUACCUGGUAAAGGUGGGAGAGGUAACCUAUCAACACUACAGCUACCUGGUAAAGGUGGGAGAGGUAACCCAUCAACACUACAGCUACCUGGUAAAGGUGGGAGAGGUAACCUAUCAACACUACAGCUACCUGGUAAAGGUGGGAGAGGUAACCUAUCAACACUACAGCUACCUGGUAAAGGUGGGAGAGGUAACCCAUCAACACUACAGCUACCUGGUAAGGUGGGAGAGGUAACCUAUCAACACUACAGCUACCUGGUAAAGGUGGGAGAGGUAACCUAUCAACACUACAGCUACCUGGUACAGGUGGGAGAGGUAACCCAUCAACACUACAGCUACCUGGUACAGGUGGGAGAGGUAACCUAUCAACACUACAGCUACCUGGUACAGGUGGGAGAGGUAACCUAUCAACACUACAGCUACCUGGUACAGGUGGGAGAGGUAACCUAUCAACACUACAGCUACCUGGUAAAGGUGGGAGAGGUAACCUAUCAACACUACAGCUACCUGGUACAGGUGGGAGAGGUAACCUAUCAACACUACAGCUACCUGGUACAGGUGGGAGAGGUAACCUAUCAACACUACAGCUACCUGGUACAGGUGGGAGAGGUAACCUAUCAACACUACAGCUACCUGGUACAGGUGGGAGAGGUAACCCAUCAACACUACAGCUACCUGGUACAGGUGGGAGAGGUAACCUAUCAACACUACAGCUACCUGGUAAAGGUGGGAGAGGUAACCUAUCAACACUACAGCUACCUGGUACAGGUGGUAGAGGUAACCUAUCAACACUACAGCUACCUGGUACAGGUGGUAGAGGUAACCUAUCAACACUACAGCUACCUGGUAAAGGUGGGAGAGGUAACCUAUCAACACUACAGCUACCUGGUAAAGGUGGGAGAGGUAACCUAUCAACACUACAGUUACCUGGUACAGGUGGUAGAGGUAACCUAACAACGCUACAGUUACCUGGUACAGAUGAGGACCUUUACAAUUGAACAGUAUGAGUAUGUAUUAAAGAGGCAAAUAAUCAACGUUUCCAUGGAGUGGGCCAUCAUCAUCCAGAUACAGUACUAUCUCCUGUCUCAUCCAGGGGGAAUCUGCCAAAGUCCGCUCAAUCAACGACAAGAGUGACUGGAAGACGGUACGGAAAGCCCUCAGUGUCAUAGAGUUCAGUGAGAGCAAUAUAGAGGUGAGUCCUAAUUUCUCUACUAUCAAACACAACAUGUAAUCAAAGACUGAAAAGAGAACAGAUCAUAUCACUUAUCAUUAAUUAUCACUGACCGGUGUCUUCUCUGGCCCAUGAUGUAGAGCCUGUUUGCAAUCAUUGCUAGCGUACUUCACCUGGGAAAUGUUAAGUUUGUGGCUGACUUGCUGGGAUACGCCACUCUCAACAACAGUCCAGAGAUACAUUGGCUGUCCAAGGUGAGACAUAUUCUGACAGCAAACUACACAUUAAUGGACAGUCACUCAAUUUAGCAGUACUCAUACCACAGAAAACUACCAGAGUACUCUCAGUUUUCAGACAUUAUGGCAACUUUUCAGAUGAAGUGAUCCCCCUAUUUAGUGUUGUGUUAUUGGUUGUUUCUCUGUUGUGUAGUUGCUAGGCAUUCCUGCACAGGUGAUACUGGUUGGAUUGACCCACAGGAAGAUUGAGGCAAGGUUGGAGGAGGUGAGGAAGAUGCUACUGUUUUGCUGGGUUAUUCAUAAAACUUUACCACCACAGUAAAACCAAUGCUGACAAUCAAUCUCUGUGGUUUGUCUGCUGUUCUGGUCAGGUGCUCAGUCCCUUCACCAUUGACCAUGCAGUAUAUGCCAGGGACGCUCUAGCCAAAGCCAUCUAUGGCCGCACAUUCACCUGGCUGGUCAACAAGCUCAAUGAGUCUUUAGCAAACAAGGUGAUUGUCCCUCUUCAGUGCUCCACCAAUAAGAGUGAUAAUGUCCCUAAUACUAAAUCUAACCAAUUUAGACACUGUUAACAGGUAUAGGAUAUACAGUAAGUAGACAUAUAGGAGGCUGACUGGUAUUGUGCAUCCAUGUAGGAUUCCUCCAGGAAGACAGUGAUUGGUCUGCUGGACAUCUAUGGGUUUGAGGUGUUCAAUGUGAACAGGUGAGGGGAGACACAAUGGGUCAGUUUUGGACAGUGAAUUUUAGAGUGUCAGAGAUGAUGAGCCUGAGGACUUGACUCUGUUUCAGCUUUGAGCAGUUCUGCAUCAACUACUGUAACGAGAAACUGCAGCAGCUCUUCAUCCAGCUGACCCUGAAGUCAGAGCAGGAGGAGUACGAGAUGGAGGGGAUUGAAGUAAAUACUCCUCUUUUACUAAAAUCUCAGAUUGGCCUGGACUACACAGCUUCAGAUAUAAAGCGUGUUUUGUAUUGUUGUUUUUCAGUGGGAGCCAGUGCCAUACUUCAACAACAAGAUCAUCUGUGACCUGGUGGAGGAGAAAUUUAAAGGCAUCAUUUCAGUGCUAGUGAGUAGAUAGACCGACUGACGGUCAGACAGAAAUGUAGUCAGGCAGACAAUCGAUUUGGAUUGGUUGAGCUCUACACAUGUUCAGUCUCCUCUCUACUAGGAUGAAGAGUGUCUACGUCCUGGGGAGGCCACAGACAUGACCUUCCUGGAGAAACUGGAGGAGAAGAUGGGCGGUCACCCCCAUUUUGUUACGUGAGCCAUCCACCCAUCUCACAGAGAGCAUUGUAACACAUUCCUAACAAGACCCAUUUUGCAAUGCUGAGCUCAUCAACUGACAGCGGAGGAUGGAGGAGUCACGGUCUGCCUCUGUAACACCUGACUAGAACAUCCUCUUCUCUCUCUGUCCACAUCCUGCAGACACAAGCUGGCUGACCAGAAGACCCGGAAGACUCUGGAACGAGGAGACUUCCGCCUCUUACACUACGCGGGGGAAGUCACAUACUGUGUGGUCGGUGAGAGAUGAGUUCCCCAACAUCAUAGCCCAUCCUCUCACUCUCACAGCACACUUCAUGCUCUAUACACUCCAGUUACAUUUAUGAACCCAGUUUCCUGUCUCUCUGAUGUGUCUCUUUGAUAUAAUUUCAGUAAGCCUCCCAGGAGUCUCCACUACUUCUCAUCACUUUUUGUCUCACUGUUAACAACCUUUAUCUGUUCUUUUCUCUCUACUAUACCUCUGUUUUUCCAGGAUUCCUGGACAAAAAUAAUGAUCUCCUGUACAGGAACAUUAAAGAGGUAAGUGUGUCCAGGGCUCUCACUGGCACUGCUGCGCUCAGGAAUCUGCUUCCUGCUGACUGCUGUAUUAUUCAUUGUUAAGCACACCUGUGAAUUAUAGAGGAGCUGAUUGUUAAGCAUUGCUUUGGGAUAGACUGACAGUACUGUUAAGGGGGAGGACUAUGGGAGUGUUUGCUCUACUGCCUCUCGGUUUUGAUAAGACCGUUCUUAAUCGUUCAUCCUGCAUAUUUUACACUGCCUAAGUGUGCCAGAGUCUUAGCUGACCUUAAUUGUUGUUGUUAAAAUGUUGUAGUGUUGAACGAUGGAUUGAUGUUUAUCCAUUUGUUAACUGGGGGAUGUUUCCACCUUUUCACUAGGUAAUGCGUCAGUCUAAGAAUGCCAUCAUCAAACACUGCUUUCCCACCACUGAGCCAGACAGCAAGAAGAGACCUGAAACAGUAAAGAGACUUUCUGAUGACACGAGCCGCCAAAGUGAUACGGUCUUGCCAUGAGUUUCUAUAUUUAUCAUCAUUGUCUGUCUCCUCAGGUGGCCACUCAGUUUAAGAACAGCCUGGUCGGGCUGACGGAGAUGCUUAUGUCUAAGGAGCCCUGGUACGUCCGCUGUAUGAAGCCCAACGAAGGCAAGGAGCCAGGUGAGGUCUUAUCUAUAAACCUUAACUACCAACCACACAGUCUACUGGCCUAAACCCAACACACCUACAUACUCAGUAGAGGCCAUUACACCAAACAGAACCAUCCCUAAUGGACUUGACCCAUGCAUGCCCUACAAAGUGUUACUUGGUACAUUCAUUCAUAGUGCAUGACCUGAUGCCUGUUGUGACCUCUCUCGCCUUCUGCAGGGCGCUUUGACGACGUGUUGGUGAGACACCAGGUGAAGUACCUGGGGCUGAUGGAGCACCUGAGGGUCAGACGGGCCGGCUUCGCUUACCGCCGGAGAUAUGAGAUCUUCCUGCAGAGGUCAACACAACCUGCACUUCACAGUUCUGUAGAUAGUGUGCAGUUGCUCUCUGUCCAGUACGAACUGUGCUGAUACAUGGCUGCAUGACAGUUUGUUGAUCUGAUGCUGACUAAACUAAAUGUUGAACACUCUGGUGUUUCCUGUUGUCUCUGUCAGGUACAAGCCCCUGUGUCCAGACACCUGGCCUAGCUGGAAAGGUACAGCCGCAGAGGGGGUGGAGUGCCUGAUCAAGCACCUGGGCUACAAGCCUGAUGAGUACAAGAUGGGCAGGUGAGGUGGUCUCCAGGAUUAUGGGUUUGGGUUCACCUGGUAACACAGUCUGGCUGUUUCUCACUGGCUAGUCUUUCAUUUAUACAAAAGGACCAAGAUCUUCAUCCGUCACCCCAGAACUCUGUUCGCCACCGAAGAUGCCUUUGAGGUCUGCAAGCAUGAGCUGGGUGGGUACUGGCUCUAGCUUUUCAAACAACAGAUCACAGACCACUAAAUUCUGGAAUUCUGGAUUGUUAAAUGGCGUUGGAUUGGAAAGAAGUCAGGUUUGACAUAUGUCACUUCAUGUUACAGCUACAAGGAUCCAGGCAAAGUACAAAGGCUACAGAGUGAAGGGAGACUACAUGAGACAGAGAGAAGCAGGUCUCUACUUUGACUUUCUUGGAACUAGUAUAAUAAGAUAUACAAGACUAUGAUAACUUAAUCAGCUUGUGUUGUCUUAUUAGCUACUAAGAUUGAGACAUGCUGGAGAGGCAUGAAGGCCAGGAGAGAGAGGGAGAAGAGAGCCUGGGCUGUCAAGGUCAUUAAGAAGUAAGAGAGACAAAGAUCAGAAGAUAUCUCCAAAGACAAAUGGUCAACAUCUACCACAAAUACUCAUCAAAUCAGUUGUACUUUGUGAUCAUAUUUUGUAGGUUCAUCAAGGGCUUCAUGACCAGAAAUCAGCCAGCCUGUGUUGACAACACAGAGUACUUGGCGUUUGUCAGGCAAAACUACCUCACACGGCUCAAGGAAAAUCUACCCAAAACAGUUCUGGACAAGAACACCUGGCUAACCCCUCCUCCCAUUAUGCAGGAGGUGAGUCUCAAUAGGGAAUUGGCUGUACUUGAAUACUUUCUCUUAACUUAUUUUACAUGCCUGUGUGUCAUGGUACGAGUCAGAGGAGGAUGGUGGGAGGAUCUAUAGGAGGACGGGCUCAUCGGAAUAAAUGGAACGGUAUCAAACAUAUGGAAAACACCUCCAUUUUUUCAUUCCAGCCAUUACAAUGAGCCCAUCCUCCAAUAGUUCCUCCCACCAGCCUCCUCUGUAAUGGGUAUACUGUACACCCAUUACAUACAUUUGUACUUGUAGGCAUCACAGAUGUUGAGGAAACUCUACACCCGGCACAUGGUACGGAAGUACGUACAAGGAAUCACAACAGAGCGGAAAGCACAGGUAGGCCUACCUUACAAGCCAGGGUGAUUUAAUGCAUAUUUGUACCCUAUUUGACUAUAGGGCUCACCUCAAUGAUCACACUAUAUAUCUCAGUUGUGUUUGCUUACCCCAUUUCCAGUUGCAAAUCAAAGGAUUGACCAGUUCCUUAUUCAAAGGAAGAAAAGAGAACUACCCUCACAGUGUGGGCAGACCAUUUGUAGACACCAGGAUAAGUAAGGCAUAGACCUUGUGCUAAUGAAUUUUGCGCCUCUUACAAAGCAACAGUGAUAAUGACCAGCAUUUAUGUCAUUUGACCAGUUGCAUUGUUAUCUGGUCAGGUGAGGAAGACAUCCACAUAAAAGCCUAUCAGAUGAUUCAGCAAGAACGCAUCAAGGUAAACAACAAAUGGAGUUAAGUAAGCCAUGUUAAAGUAAAGAAAUGUACCUUAAAAAGGUCAAAUGAAAGGAAGCUCCAUACCUUCCCACAGUACAGUGUUCCCGUGGUGAAGUACGACAGGAAUGGCUUCAGGGCUCGCUUCAGACAGCUGAUCUACACUGGAACUGCAGCCUACCUGGUGGAGGAGGCCAAGAUCAAACAGCGGGUGGUGUUCAACAAUCUCAAAGGUAAGCACCACUGAGAGAGGAAUAAAGCGGACUUGACGUGUGUGCAUGUAUCAAGUUUUGUACUCUCAAUGGCAGUAGUGUCUGUCUGUGUGUGCAGUGCACUGUGUUCAUUCAACCACUGUUCUAAGUAUCUGGGCGGUGUGUUCUUCCAGGUGUGUCAGUCAGCAACCUGAGUGACAACUUCCUGAUCCUCCAUGUCCAAUGUGAGGAUAUCAAGCAAAAGGUUGGCUGCGCAAAACGCUUAUCAUUGAUGUGCACAAUUUUUUAUUUAUUUUUUACUAAGCUUUUGCACCUGUUAUUUUCAGAAUGGAAUAUAAUUAGAAUAGUAGAACAUUUGCAUUUCUAUUGUUGCAUUGUCUAUUUGCUCAGGGGGACCUGGUGCUGCAGUGUGACUACCUGUUUGAGGCCUUGACCAAGUUGUGUUUGGUGGCCAACAAGCAGCACUGUAUCAAUGUAGUUCAGGGCAGGUAAGACCUGUGUUCCAACUCGUUACUACUGUAGUCUAAAGAAAAUGCAAAUUGUUGCCAAAAACGUACGUAACGUUAUUUAAUGUUGUGGUCGUUUGCAGUGUAAAGUUUGACAUCCAGCCUGGCAGAGAGGGGUUUGUUGACUUCGAGAGUGGCCAGGAGACCAUGAUUUACAGAGCAAAGAAUGGCCAUCUGAUGGUGGUGAGUAUGAAACUGAAGACUGUGGCCAUUCAGUUCUCAAAUGAGCAAAUACGUUUUUUAAACUAUUGAUAAACAGUAGGCUACAACAUGAACACUUAUCUUAUAUUUACUCAGGAAUCAACUGAAACAAAGUCCCGUCCAAUGAUAAAAAAUUGAACUGGAUCCCCUUGCACUUAUCAAAGUAAUGGACUGAGCCAAUAAUCAGAUUCUACAAGGUUCGAGGCAUCUUGGGACUUAUAUCAUGAAUGAGAACCUGCAUCCUCUCUAGAAGGGUUGGACAUAUGACCGAACCUCAAGGGCAUUUCACAAUCCCUUCAUAUUAACUGAAAUCUCAACAAAUGGUUCAUACUGUGGAGAAAAUCCCAAAGGAACUACGGAUGUUCUACUCUGACGAAAACUUCACCUGUUAUUAAGCUACACAUCACAUGCAUGGGCUGUUGUGACUUAUCAAGCAGUUAUUAUAUUCGGGCCCAUUUGUAAAAUAUGGUUAGUUUUUGGGAUAUUUUCAGUAGAUUUGAUCAAUAUUAGCAAUAUGGUUAAACCAGUCAAUCAUUGAUUUUGAAGGCAUAGGCUAUAUGUGUCCUCAUUUUUAUACUUUCUCACAAAGAUGCUGUACCAUAUUUACAUUAAAACCAACUAUAAUGUAUUAUUAAAAAUCUUUAUUGUAAGAAAGAUGUGUUAAAUACAGUGCAAAAUACACUUUUACAUGUGAAAUUGUGUAAAAUAGUGGACAUUCUUUGAGAUGUCUGGAAGUGCUUGGUUUCCAAACAAGUUGUCUUGUAACAUCGCCCUCAAAUAAUUAUUUUAAGAGGAAGCAAUGACAUCCAUUUGAUUACACAUCCGGCAUCUCAAAGGUUCUUUAGGAUGCCAAAAUAUCAUUCAUCCAUGACUACAGUAUAAAAGGUGGCUGUAUUCACACCACUUACAAUUCAGGGGUGGGUUGUAAUGUAUUGCUCCGGGGUAAAGUUCCCCUAGGCAAAUAUCUAGGAUCAGCUUCCCAACCCUUAACCAUUCGUGGGGGAAAUACAAAACUGACCCAAGAUCAGUGUCUAGGGGUAACUUCAACAACUUAGCAUUCUUUCAGUGUCUUUGUACACAACACCCUCUGCUGGAUGAAAUGAGUACAUACAGAAAAUAGAAGCACCCAAUUUCUAAAACAUAUGAUAAAAUGCUGUUAUACAGUUUGCAUACAUCACCAAUUCAAACUAAUGAAUAUAUAUUUUUCCUUGACUCCAACCCCAUUCGAUGCAUUGAGCGGAUGUGGGUGGAGCAAUGUCUACACAAGUGUGCAAAUUAAAAACACUCACAAAAGCUCUGACAAAGGGCAUUGAGGCCGAUACGUAAAGCUUAAUAAAGAACAGUGAUACUAGCAAGAGCAGUGUGCAGGUUUCUUUUUUCUCUCAUAAAACAUUUCUCUAAAACUGCGGUGGUAGUUAAAGGUAUUGUUACAGUGUAUUAGUAUAAUCACUGAAAUACAAUUGACCUGAACUUGCUACCCUGUGACAAUACAUGAACUUCCAAGCAAUGUUGUAGUGACACAAUAAAGUAAAUCAGAUUGUAAGCUGCACUUAAACCCACAGACUUAAGGCACAAGAUCUUCUACUGGACACGUAACGUCUACAUUCAUACAAAGACGAGACAUACAAAACAUAUGGAAAUACAGGGGGUCAAAUAAGUCUUCUUUGACCACUGAUAAAAAGAACAGCUCUUAUGGAGGGUUUAGAAAACACUGAUACGACCAUUUGGGACAGCAGCACAAACUGUAACACCCAAAUAAUGCUCUACUCAUGAGUGGAGUUCACAAGUGUCUGUGGUGCAGAAGCACAGAGGUCACUUGUUGUCAAUGUCAAGGAUGUGAGAUUACCUGUGGGUAUAGUGUGAUCGCACAUGUUCUGUCAGUGAUGGGUAAUAGUCACUGCGGAUACUGAUAAUGUUGGUUGGCUCUUAUAGUUACUGGUGGUGGUGGGUGCGGUCAUCAGGGCGUUUGAUGUGAAUGCGGCGCACCCUCUCGAUGAGUUCCCGUUCCUCGUCCUCGUCCAGGUGGUGGGAUCGGCCUGCAGCGCCCCCUGUAGCCUCCAGUAG
Messenger RNA from Coregonus sp. 'balchen', 23659 nucleotides. The record is from the annotation of a GenBank genome assembly. NCBI's taxonomy places the organism in Eukaryota, Metazoa, Chordata, Actinopteri, Salmoniformes, Salmonidae.